AUAUAGAAUCAGAUACUGCAAUGACUCAACCACUCCCUUGUUCUCUAUAUUAGCAUCCCUCCACUGCAAAUAGUAGCCAUUUACUUGCCACCUCUCGUCAUACUUUCCUUGGUUCACAUGGAGGGUGAAAAGGAUCAAGCUGGUGGGAGAAAGAACAUAGUUGUCGGACCAUGGGGAGGUAAUGGGGGGACAAACUGGGAUGAUGGCAGCUACAACGGAGUGAGAGAAAUCACACUUGUUUACGGCCGUUGCAUCGAUUCGAUCCGCGUAGGGUAUGACAAGAAUGGUAAACCUGUUUUAGCAGACAAACAUGGAGGUGUUGGAGGUAAUCAAACAGCUGAGAUUAAGCUGCAAUACCCUGAGGAGUUCUUAACAAGUGUGAGUGGCCACUACUGCCCGCUGGUCCACGGUGGUGGUCCGGUGAUCCGGUCACUGACGUUUAAGAGCAACCGGAGAACGUUUGGACCGUUCGGAGCGGAAGAAGGGACACCAUUUUCCUUUUCCAUGGAUGGAGGCAAAAUUGUGGGGUUCAAAGGAAUUAGUGGUUGGUACCUAGAUGCAAUCGGCUUCCAUUUGUCUAGCUCCCAAACCAAAAAGCUCUUUCAAAGAGUUCAGAAUAAGCUUAAGAAACUCACCAAUACCAAGUCUUUGGCCCCAAAAGAUGAUGGGAAGUCUAUAGUUACAACCACAAAAGCUCGUGCUUAGGAUGUUCUCAUGAACCCCUAUGUAUUUAAAUAUCUGCUUUUCUAUUUAAUUAGAUUUUAUUUUAUUUUAUUA
Cornus florida is the source of this 777-nucleotide messenger RNA. Its product is annotated as jacalin-related lectin 19. Lineage: Eukaryota; Viridiplantae; Streptophyta; Magnoliopsida; Cornales; Cornaceae. The transcript has 3 exons. The record is from RefSeq and is a predicted model, not a curated record. The coding region runs from base 118 to 705 and encodes 195 amino acids. Gene Ontology annotation, molecular function: carbohydrate binding.